GGUGAUGUCAUGUUGCUGCAAGAUCAUUUUGCCAUCAGUUUCUUAUGAGCAAGACCGAUGCUAAGUCUCGGCUCAUACGACGGAUCUUGUUGUUGCGAGAGUUUGACAUUGAGAUCAGGGACAAGAAUGGGGUCGAGAAUGUCGCUGCUGAUCAUUUAUCGAGGUUAGGAGUCCAACAAGUGGAAAACUUCGUGGAGGAGAUCAAUGAAUCCUUUCUAUAUGAGCGACUUCUGAUGUUGUGCUUUGUGGAGAGUGUCACCCUGUGGUUUUCUAACUUCACCAAUCAUCUGGUGGCAAGCAUUUCCCAAGGGGAAUGACGACUAAUGCAAAGAAAAAGUUUUUCUCCGACUUGAAGUACUACUUUUGGGAUGAUUCAUACUUGUUCAGAGUAAGAGCUAAUGGCUUGAUCUACCAUUGUGUUAUGGAGACAGAGAUGGAGGCCAUUCUGACUCAAUGCAAUGAGGGGCCUACAGGUGGCCAACACGCGAUAAAUCGCAUGGCGAGGAAGGUGCUACAAUAAGGAUUUUACUAGCCCGCGCUCUUCAAUGACGUGGAGUCCUUCGUACACUGGUGCGAUCGAUGACAAAGGUCAAGUAAUAUCUCUUCCUGGAAUGAAAUGCCCCAAAAUGUGUUCCUUACUUGUGAAAACUUUUUAUGGUUGGGGCAUAGAUUUUAUGAGCCCCUUCCCUAAAUCUUUUGGAAAUCUCUAUAUUCUUGUGACUGUAGAUUACAUCUCGAAUUGUCUGUUAGUUUUUGAAGCAACUCAUCUCCCGGUUUGAGCCACCAAAGGCCAUCAUUAACGGCCAUCGCCUCAAGCGCUAACUAGGAGGCAAAGUGGAUCAUUCUGAAGAGGUGAUCUACCUCGACAACCCUUAGUUCCUUAUGAUGCUUCUAGCUAAAGAUGUAAAAGAAAAGGCAAAUGGGGAGGCAACCGCAUAUUGGUUUGCAUUUUCGUUUCCUUCUCCUUGAUAUUUGUGUGUGUCGAGUACCGACCAUGUUGUAUGCCCAUUUUGAUGUCUUUUUGUCUUUAGUUGGUUGGUAUGUUGUGGAGAUCGUUUGGUUGCAUUUUCGGUGAAUUUUCUAAGUCGGGGUAAUUAAAUGGUCCAUGGAGGCAUUACACGGUCAAGAAAUUAUAUUCCCUAAAUCGUGCAAUGUUCUACCUCAAUUCUACAGUCUCAUAGCCUAUUCCUUGAUCGUGGAAUUGAGGUUGCUUAACUGUGUAUUUGCUUGCCUAUUACAUGGCCUAAGGCCCUAUUUCACGAUCGUGGAAUAGGAGCGUAGACCGUGUAAUACACAUAUAUUUGUGAAAUCCGGUCAGAGCCUCAUUUUCUCCACUCCCCCCCCCCCCCUUUUCCCCGAUCACGGACUACUCCCUUUGCCGAAAACCCUCAACCAACAAAAAAAACUUAAUUUUAAUUUUAAUUUCUCAGCCAAAAACCUCGCUUCUUUGAAGGAGAAGCAGACGACCACCCACCUCAUGCUACCUCUAACGGGCGAUUUCGAUCCCCUUUUCGAUGUUAAGCUCUUCUCCUUACAUGGUAUAUCCCUCCACUCUCCCCUCUAUGUUCUCAUGAUGGAAGACAAAUAAAUAAGAGUGACGAGUCCCUCUGCCUAGGCCAACCAGUUCCCCUGUGAUGCAAUUGAAUUGAAAUACAAAUACAGGAACUCU
Messenger RNA from Linum trigynum, 1669 nucleotides. The record is from the annotation of a GenBank genome assembly. NCBI's taxonomy places the organism in Eukaryota, Viridiplantae, Streptophyta, Magnoliopsida, Malpighiales, Linaceae.